AUGAAUGAAAAUUUGAAAUUUUUCGUAAUAGAAAAAUUGUGUGAUAAUGAUAAUGAUGAUGAUGAUGAUGAUGAUGAUGAUGAUGAUAGUGAUAACGAUGACGAUGGUGACGGUGAUGGUGGUGAUGAUGUUGAUGAUGAUGAUUAUGGUGAUAGCGGUGAUGAUGGUGGUGAUGAUGAUGAUGAUAAUGAUGAUUAUGGGGACGAUGAUGAUUAUGGUGAUGAUGAUGAUUACGCUGACGAUGAUGAUGAUGAUGAUAAUGAUGAUUAUGGUGGCGAAGAUGAUGAUGAUGAUGAUGAUAAUGACAUUUUUUAA
Molecule: messenger RNA, 315 nt
Organism: Cercopithifilaria johnstoni
Lineage: Eukaryota; Metazoa; Nematoda; Chromadorea; Rhabditida; Onchocercidae
Source: the annotation of a GenBank genome assembly